AUGGACCUGCGCACGGCUGUGUACAACGCGGCCCGCGAUGGGAAGCUGAAGCUGCUGCAGAAGCUGCUGGGCAGCCGGAGCCGGGAGGAGCUGGAGGCGCUAACGGCGGGGCCCGGCGGGGGUGACGGCCCCGGGGGAGGGAGCACCCCGCUGCUGAUCGCCGCCCGGCACGGGCACCUGGAGGUGGUGGAGUACCUGCUGGAUCACUGCGGGGCACGCGUGGAGGAGGGAGGCUCGGUCAACUUCGAUGGGGAGACCAUCGAGGGGGCCCCGCCGCUCUGGGCGGCAUCCGCGGCCGGGCACCUGGGGGUAGUGCGGAGCCUCCUGGAUCACGGCGCGUCGGUGAACCAGACCACGCUGACCAACUCCACGCCGCUGCGAGCUGCUUGCUUCGAUGGGCACCUGGAGAUCGUGCGGUACUUAGUCGGCGAGCGUGGGGCCGACCUGGAAGUAGCCAACCGGCACGGACACACUUGUUUGAUGAUUUCUUGCUACAAAGGGCACCGGGAAAUUGCCCGGUACUUGCUAGAGAAAGGGGCUGAUGUCAACCGCCGGAGCGUGAAGGGGAAUACGGCACUGCAUGACUGCGCCGAGUCUGGCAGCCUGGAGAUCCUGCAGCUCCUGCUCCGCUCCAAAGCCCGCAUGGAGAAGGAUGGCUAUGGCAUGACUCCUCUGCUAGCUGCCAGUGUCACCGGUCACACCAACAUUGUCGAGUACCUCAUCCAGGGAGGGCUGCAGCAGCAGGAGGAGGAGGAGGAGGCUGCUGUGGAAGCACUGGAAUUGCUGGGUGCUACCUUUGUGGACAAGAAACGUGACCUUUUGGGAGCCCACAAGUACUGGCGAAGGGCGAUGGAGCUUCGGUGUGAGGGUGGGCAGUACCUGCCUAAGCCUGAGCCCCGGCAGCUGGUCCUGGCCUAUGACUAUUCCCGGGAAGUGAGCUCGCUGGAGGAGCUGGAAGCCUUGAUCACGGAUCCAGACGAGAUGCGCAUGCAGGCACUGCUGAUCAGGGAGCGCAUCCUGGGGCCCUCCCACCCAGACACUUCCUACUACAUCCGGUACCGAGGAGCAGUCUACGCUGACUCCGGCAACUUCGAGCGCUGCAUUAACCUGUGGAAGUAUGCUCUGGACAUGCAGCAAGGCAACCUGGAGCCUCUCAGCCCCAUGACUGCCAGCAGUUUCCUUUCUUUUGCUGAGCUUUUCUCUUAUGUGCUUCAGGACCGCUCCAAAGGCACUUUAGCUACUCACUUGGGCUUCUCUGACCUUAUGGGAGUCCUCAGCAAAGGGGUCCGGGAGGUGGAGAGGGCUCUCGUGCACGGUAAGGACCCUGUAGUUGACUCGGCACAGUUCACCAAGACGUUGGCCAUUAUCCUCCACUUGGUCUUCUUGCUGGAGAAGGUGGAGUGCACCCCGGAGCAGGAGCACCAGAAGCGCCAAACUAUCUACCGCCUGCUGAAGUGCAGCCCCCGGGCCAAGAAUGGCUUCACUCCUUUGCAUAUGGCUGUGGACAAAGACACCACGACUGUGGGACGUUACCCCGUGGGCAAGUUCCCAUCGCUCCACGUGGUGAACUUGCUGCUGGAGUGUGGGGCUGACCCAGACAGCCGUGACUAUGACAACAACACCCCGCUGCAUGUGGCCGCCCGCAACAACUGCCCGCUGAUCAUGAGUGCCCUGAUGGAGGCUGGAGCUCACAUGGAUGCCACCAACGCCUUCAAGCAGACUGCUUAUGAGUUGCUGGAUGAGAAGCUGCUCACCAAGAGCAUGAUGCAGCCCUUCAAUUACAUCACCCUCCAGUGCCUUGCUGCUCGCGCCCUGGACAAGCACAAGAUUCCCUACAAAGGGUUCAUCCCUGAGGAGCUGGAAGCCUUCAUUGAACUGCACUAGGCUGGGAGAGCUGAAGUCCCUGUCACCUCUUUCACCCUGCAGAGGUAGUGCAGCCUGAGGCCUCGAGCCAUCCUUGCCUAGGUGCUGAAGGCCAUCGCUGUGCUGAGAUGGGCUGCGAGCUUUGUCCUCUUCUGUCACCAUCAAGCUGGCGUGUGCAGGGGUAGGGGAGGAGAAGGCUCAGGAGCUCAUGGCUGUCCCUCAUUGUUGUCAUCUUCAGGUACCAGAAAUCUCCAGUGCACUGUAUCCAGAGAAGGCCGCAGCCCCUGCCCUUUCCCAUGCCAUCCAUCUUGUCCUGAGGAGGAAGGAAAAUGGAGAUUCCCUGGGACCUGCUGCCUCUCCCGUUAGUGCUGGAUUAACUCAGCGUUACGCUUUGGAGCACUACACACCACACACCUGCUCUAGCCCUUCCCAUCCCUCAUACUGAACAGAUAGGAAUGCAAGUGAGGAAUAAAAUCCCUUCCAACCUAUUCUUUCCCCACUCCCUUCUCAGACUUGGUGCAGUCUAACAGCCGAGUGGCUUGUGUUCUGCUGAGGUAGUUGCCUUGCAUGGCAGUAGGGCUGGGUGUGCUGAGGAUGGGUUUUUAUUCUUCUCCCUUGGUUGGCCCAGUGGUGGUAAUGGCCUGGGAUGUCAAUGAUGGUGCAUAAAGCUGGGUUAUUUUUUCUCUUUUAGAGCCAGGCCCUAUCUAUGCUGCAAGACUUCUUCAAUCCUGUAAGAUGUAGUAAGGUCAGUUCUGGUUAUCCAAGUUUCAUUGAUAGAUGUUUUUUUUUUUAUGAAUGGGGAGGAAAAUCUGCUACCUGAAAAACAAAGCACUGCUGUGGCCUUCAGGUCCUUAGCUUGCCCUUUCUCCACAUCUUCACUCCUUUUGCCACAUGAAGGUCCUUUAGCUCCAGAGGUCAUUCAGGACUGGAGCUGUGCAGGGUGGAUGUGGCUGGGUUUCAGAGCCAAGCCAGUGCACUUUGAACCUCUUGGAGGAUGUGCUCUUGCAAGCCCUCUAGGGUGGGAGGUACUCAUAGUGUGGGUGGUGCUUGGGGGGAGUUAUUAAAGCAGGUGAGCAUGGUGGCAUGUUUGCAUGAGGGUGGUCUGAAGGAAGGAGCAAGGCAGACAUGAAAAGGUGCCUUCUGAGGUUUUUCACUGUCAGCUGCUUGGGCUUAGGCCAUUAUCCCAUUCUGAAGACCUACAUGGAGUGAGUUGUGUUAGCUGGUUUUACAUGGAGUGGGUUGUGUUAGCAUCUGGUUUGGACUUUUAAUUCUUUUUACAACUUCAUUGAGGAUGGUGCUACUUGAAAGAUUGGAUUUGAAAUCUCCUUUGCAUUCAGUUUGGGCAAGCUCUUUAAUUAGGAUCUGCACACAACUUGUUCAGUCUCUAGUCUCGGGGUAGGUAUUUCCCUCCUGGGUGGCAGUGUUGGUAAACAUGAGGCUGUUCCAGCAGUUUUAUCUUCUUGCAGGGGGAGUGACUGGGCCUUGGCAGCCUGUGGAUCAUUUCUUGGCCUUGGCCAGAGUGGAAAGCACAGUUGGGGUGGGGGUGGGGGUGAAGCAGCUGCCUGUGAGCUUUGGGAAAGGUCAGGACUGGGAGAGCAGAACCCUGACAACCAACCAUGCACUAUUUGCUACUGAAGCUUCUCUACUUGUAUUUAUAGCCAGCAUCUCCAUAUGCCUCAAUAACCCAAACGCUCUCUGCCCCUUCAAGGUCUUGUAGAUCCUGCCAUGAUGUUUUUUGCAGUGUUAACUAUAUAUAAAGCAAGGAGGUUUAACUUCUCUUGAGCUGUAAAGUGCAGUUAGUUUAGCUACAUUCUAUUUUAUUUUUUUUUGUUCCCUUCCUUUUGGCUGAAACCUGAACUAAACUGCAGGAAUGGAAUUUGUUAAUUUGUGAGCUGAGGAGCGCUCUUAACUUUAAAUAAUAAAACAGACAAAAAAAUGGCUGCUAGAAUGCAAAUGCCUUGGA
Messenger RNA from Indicator indicator, 3826 nucleotides. RefSeq names its product fem-1 homolog A (gene FEM1A). The transcript has 2 exons. The coding region runs from base 1 to 1884 and encodes 627 amino acids. The record is from RefSeq and is a predicted model, not a curated record. NCBI's taxonomy places the organism in Eukaryota, Metazoa, Chordata, Aves, Piciformes, Indicatoridae. Gene Ontology annotation, molecular function: protein binding.